Rhipicephalus microplus (southern cattle tick) is the source of this 1104-nucleotide messenger RNA. RefSeq names its product E3 SUMO-protein ligase PIAS1. Gene Ontology annotation, biological process: regulation of transcription by RNA polymerase II; protein sumoylation. Lineage: Eukaryota; Metazoa; Arthropoda; Arachnida; Ixodida; Ixodidae. Gene Ontology annotation, cellular component: chromatin. The record is from RefSeq and is a predicted model, not a curated record. Gene Ontology annotation, molecular function: SUMO ligase activity; zinc ion binding; transcription coregulator activity.
AUGGGCGUCUACAUGAACAAGUUUGCUAAUGUAUUUAAGUGUCCUAAGAUACAAUUGGACCGGGACGGCCAAGAUGGCGCUCGCUCGGUCGUCCCGGUAAGCAAGCCUGUGCGCUUCAAAAAGGAGCCCUUCUUCGACGUCCUCGCCACGCUCGUCGAGCCGAAGGGCCUGAAGACCUCCGGGCGCGAAGGCUGGCAGCAGGUGCACAUCCCUUUCCGGUUCGAAACGCAGCACGUGCACCUCCUCCACUCUACGCAAGCGGACUCGAGUCAGGAGUGCAAUGUGCAAGUGCACCUCCGGUUUGGUUCGCUGAAUGCGAAGAGCGAGCAGGACGACCGCUACCCUUCCGAUCUGGCUGUGGAGGUGAACGAUCGGUUUGUUGCACUGCCAGAGCCGGUUACCUUCAAGAUCACCGGUGGAGCGACUAAGCGGGUGCAGCUUCCGAUCAACAUCGUCUCAUCGUGUUUCGUGAGCUCAACCGUGACUAACGUGCUUGGUGUGACCUGGCGACCCGUACGUGGCCAUGAAUUUGCCGUCGGCCUGUUCCUGGUUAAGAAGCGCAGUGUAGCGACGAUUGUGAGCGCACUGCAACGGGAAAAGGCGCAGCGCGUGGCUCUGACGACAGCCAUGGUCAAGAAGAAAAUGGAGCGCCGAGCCAGUAGCGACGAAGUCGUUGUAACGAAGCUUCACGUCUCCCUCACGUGCCCCCUGAGCCGGACACGGAUGAAAGUUCCGUGUCGCGCGCGAUCGUGCAAGCACCUGGACUGCUUCGACGCGUUCAAUUAUCUGCAGGUCAAUGAGUGGAGGCCCGCUUGGCUUUGUCCCGUGUGCGGCAAUCGGGCCGCCUUGUCGUCGUUGGUCGUCGACCAGCUGUUCGUGGACAUCAUUGCUAGCGUUCCCGAUGACUGCGAAAGCGUCAUUUUCCGCGAAGACGGGUCCUGGACUCCAUCGACGUCGCAGAGAGGACUCCGAGAAUGGCACCACGAAUUCCGUGACGCUGUCUUCGUCAACGGCUUGCCACUUCAGCACCACUUUCGGAGCCCUCGUCCAUCGAGCUGGUCGGGCGGCCCAGCAAGCGGCCUAGGCUUGAGGUCAUUGAACUGA